This is a messenger RNA of Mya arenaria, 366 nucleotides long. Its product is annotated as beta-mannanase/endoglucanase A-like. The record is from RefSeq and is a predicted model, not a curated record. The transcript has a single exon. Bases 1 to 366 code for a protein of 121 amino acids. Lineage: Eukaryota; Metazoa; Mollusca; Bivalvia; Myida; Myidae.
AUGUCUACACCUCAGUCGACGCCCGCCACAACAACAGGGCCCAGACCCACUUGCACACCAGACCCGCCGCCCAUGUGUACCCCUAAGGCGACGCCCGUCACUAAAGCAAGACCCAGAUACACUUACGCACCAGACCCGACGCCCACGUCUACUUCUUAUAAGAUGCCCGUCACUACACCAGGGCCAACGUCCCCUACCGCACCAGAUCCGACGCUCAUGUCUACUCCUCAGGCUACGCCCGACACAACAACGGGGCCCAGAUCCACUUGCGCACCAGACCUACAUCUAAGAAGACGCACGCCACUACGCAGAGACCACGUCAACGUGCACAUUAAAACCGACACCCGCCACUACAACAGGGUUUAG